AUGCCGGUUACAUGGUUACAGGUUCAUCACACUGAACAGGAGAUGUCUUCCCGAGAUGACUUCCAAGACUGCCACCCACUCACUUAUUUCUGCCGGUUACAUUCCAAGCAGUCAGAUCCUCUGUACGGUCCCCGGGGGAUGAUCAGCUCGCUUAUCUCUCAGCUCGCGCAUGGAGGUAGUCUUGUCUGGGGGUUUACUGCUGGUUGGGCCUCUUAUAGGGACGGGCGCUAUCUUCCAUAUGACACCGCAAGGAUUUCCAACGCCCAUGAUGGGAGGCCUGCCAUUUCCACAGCAAUGAAGGGUUAUGAAGGGUAA
This is a messenger RNA of Aspergillus sclerotioniger CBS 115572, 315 nucleotides long. RefSeq lists its product as uncharacterized. The transcript has a single exon. The record is from RefSeq and is a predicted model, not a curated record. Lineage: Eukaryota; Fungi; Ascomycota; Eurotiomycetes; Eurotiales; Aspergillaceae. Bases 1 to 315 code for a protein of 104 amino acids.